AUGGCCGAUCCUUCCUCUGUUGAAGCUCAGAUAAUUCCAGGCCUUGCUCCCCCAAUAUUUCCUGCAGCUUUGCCUCAUCUCCUCAAUAUCAGCGGGACUGUAUUUUGUACUCCCAAUGUCACUGUUUCUGACAAUGGCACUUUGCCCCCAAACCUCCAACCAUUCCCUAACGCGAAUGUGAUGUUGAAGUGCGGAAAUACAACUAUGGCAAAUACAACCACAAACGCCUCUGGGAAUUUCAACAUCGUUUCAAAUAGAUUUUCAUUAAUAUGUGCGGUCCUUCCAUUUCUCCUGCAGCGUGGCAUACUCCUUGAUCCAUUUCUCCUGAAGGGUGGCGAAUGUCAAGCCAUAGUUAAAGAACCUCCGUCUAGUUGCCACGUCUCCCUCCCGACUACGGGAAAUCUCGUAGCUCAAAUACUUCCUAUGAAUGGUACUCUUCCUGUCAUCGGCGGCAUCGUAAAUUUAGGGGUUGCUCUUUUCAGCUGCUGGGUUAGUAUAUUUUAA
This is a messenger RNA of Daucus carota subsp. sativus, 504 nucleotides long. Its product is annotated as phylloplanin-like. Bases 1 to 504 code for a protein of 167 amino acids. The transcript is spliced from 2 exons. NCBI's taxonomy places the organism in Eukaryota, Viridiplantae, Streptophyta, Magnoliopsida, Apiales, Apiaceae. The record is from RefSeq and is a predicted model, not a curated record.